AUGGGUAUUUCACGUGACAGCCGGCACAAGCGCCGUUUGACUGGUGGGCGUUUCCCCGUUCACAAACACAAAAGGAAGCAUGAAUUGGCUAGACCGGCUUCAAACACCAAGCUUGGCAGCAAGCUGGUCCGCAAAGUUCGUUGCCGUGGAGGCAAUUUGAAGUUUAGGGCCCUUAGAUUGGACUCUGGAAACUUCUCAUGGUCAUCUAAAAAUGUUUGCCGCAAAACCAGGAUCAUGGAUGUCGUAUACAAUGCCAGCAGCAAUGAAUUGGUUCGUACUAAGACUUUGGUCAAAAACUGCAUUGUGACCAUCGAUGCGACACCAUUCAAGAUAUGGUUCAAGAACACAUACGGCAUUGACAUUGUCAAGCCAAAGGGCGAUAGCACCGAGGAAGGCGCCGCCGCGAAUGACAGCGAAAAACUUAUAUCCAAGUCGCUGCAAGAGCAGUUUGCAUCGGGUAGAUUGUAUGCGUGCAUCAGCUCCCGUCCCGGUCAGACAGGUAGAUGUGACGGUUACAUCUUAGAGGGUGACGAACUCAACUUCUACCGCAGGCGUAUGGACAAGAAGAAACGCGCAUAA
This is a messenger RNA of Babesia sp. Xinjiang, 579 nucleotides long. RefSeq names its product 40S ribosomal protein S8. NCBI's taxonomy places the organism in Eukaryota, Apicomplexa, Aconoidasida, Piroplasmida, Babesiidae. The record is from RefSeq and is a predicted model, not a curated record. Gene Ontology annotation, biological process: translation; maturation of SSU-rRNA from tricistronic rRNA transcript (SSU-rRNA, 5.8S rRNA, LSU-rRNA). The coding region runs from base 1 to 579 and encodes 192 amino acids. Gene Ontology annotation, cellular component: ribosome; cytosolic small ribosomal subunit. The transcript is spliced from 2 exons. Gene Ontology annotation, molecular function: structural constituent of ribosome.